AUAAGUAAAUAUAGGUAAAUAGGUAAUGACCUAGUUUUUAUAUUUUGAUGCAGGAAUAGAUUGAAGUAAGCCCUAGAAACGCGAGUAGUCUGCAUGCAAUUCAAUAAUUGCAAUGUACUCUUAAAUUAGCAGUUUAAUAUGAAACAAAUAAAAUAAAUAUUUAAAUAAAAAUAAAAUAAAUAAAUAAAAUAGAGAAUGGAGGAAUUGAUUGAAGAAAUAAAAAGUAAGAAAAUUCUCCACUGGAAUUACCGAGGCUUUGAGGAACUGCCUUCAGUGCUUAAACAUUACGGACAUGAGGUCUGUGAGAUCUAUUUGAAGGAAAAUAAAUUGACAUGUUUACCUCCUUGGAUAUGUGAUUUUAGUAAUAUAACUAACUUGUACUUGUCCGGCAACAAGUUAGGUAAAUUUCCAGAGGAAUUGUCGAGGAUGAAUCGGUUGUUAGUUAUCGAUUUGUGUGAUAAUAAUAUUGAGGUACUGCCACAUAGUAUUGAAAAUUUAUCAUCUUUACGUCAGUUGUUACUUGAUGAUAAUUAUUUAAAUCAAUUACCUCUAGAAUUAUUAAAACUAGAACGCUUGGAAAUUUUAUCAUUAUCAAGAAAUAAUUUCAUCACAUUACCAGAAUGGCUGGGGUCAUUAAAAAAAUUAGAUAAAUUAAUAGUCGAUAAUAAUAACUUAGAAGAGAUACCAAAUCGCCUGACACUAGCGUGUUCACUUACCGCAAUCUCCGUUAAAUCAAACAGAUUAAGAUAUUUACCUCUUAACUCGUUUAUAUCGCCCGUUAACAUAACUUUCGACUGCAAUCCGAAUGUCAACUACUUAUCGUACCCGAUUUUGUGCCAACUCCUGGAGCUAGGUUGGGAAGACGGAAAAAAUUGCUUGAUCAAUGGGUGCAAGCUGGCGAUGAGCGUGAAUAAAAAUAUUAAAUUGCUGGUUAAUUUAUGUAGGAUCAAGAAAGACAUUAUUGAAUUACCCAGGCAACUUUUCCAGGUCUUUGGGGUUGAUGUCAAAGUACCUGUGUCUUUAUGGGAAUUGUCCUUAAGGAAUUUAUACAAGAAUAAAGAAGAUGAUUUCUUCGAUAAAUAUCACACAUUAAAGCACGAUAUUUUUUACAAUUUACUAUCAAACGGGCCAAUAAGCAUCUGCUUAAACAGCCACUGCCAGGAACCUAUUUUCACCGAAGCUUGGAUCGUAGUUGGUAAAAGUGAGGAGUGUGUCUUUCUAGUCAUCACACUGUUCUGUUCUCAAAACUGUGCGAGCAUUUUCGAUUUCCAAUCUCACGGAAUAGAAACUCUGACUUGGGAUUACUACAACGGUUAAGAAAAAUCAAAGCUGGACUUUGAGCAAACGUGAUAUAAUAUUUCAUAGAAAUAAAUAUUUAAUAAUAA
Molecule: messenger RNA, 1385 nt
Organism: Cotesia glomerata
Lineage: Eukaryota; Metazoa; Arthropoda; Insecta; Hymenoptera; Braconidae
Product: leucine-rich repeat and IQ domain-containing protein 4-like
Exons: 6
Coding region: 196-1317 (373 amino acids)
Molecular function (GO): protein binding
Source: RefSeq, a predicted model, not a curated record